Molecule: messenger RNA, 7424 nt
Organism: Girardinichthys multiradiatus
Lineage: Eukaryota; Metazoa; Chordata; Actinopteri; Cyprinodontiformes; Goodeidae
Gene: shc2
Product: SHC (Src homology 2 domain containing) transforming protein 2
Exons: 13
Coding region: 2448-4601 (717 amino acids)
Biological process (GO): cell surface receptor protein tyrosine kinase signaling pathway; intracellular signal transduction
Cellular component (GO): plasma membrane
Molecular function (GO): receptor tyrosine kinase binding
Source: RefSeq, a predicted model, not a curated record
CUAUUCUGAAAUACCUUCAUCUAUUUUUACAGUGCCGUGAAGUAUUUGCUCUCUAACACAUUUCUUUAACUUUUUUUUUAAUCACGCCUAUGUUUCACAUCGCUAAACACAUUUUAGUAUCAAACAAAAAUAGCCUGAGUAAAUAAAUAAAGCCGUUUCCAAAUUAUGACUUCAUUUGUUAAACGAAAAAGCUAUGUAAACCAACCUGGCCCUAUGUGAAUAAGUAAUUGCCCCUGAAAUCCUGAAAAUUGGUUGCACGGUCCUUGGAUUCAGCAACUGCCUGUUUGUGAUAACCAACAAUCGGUAUUUUUUGCAUCUCUUUGCCCCACUUUUCUUUGCAGAAUUGCUUUAAUUCAGCCACAGGGAAUGGGUUUAAAGCUUUAACAGCCUGUUAAAUGUCAUGCCGGAGCAUCUCAAUUGGAUUUAAAUCUAAACUUUGAUUAGACCACUCCAAAACUAUCAUUUGUUUUGGGUUAUUCAGAUAUGGACUUGGUGGUGUGCUACAGAUGAUUGUCCUGCUGAAUAAUCUAAUUGUGCUUAAUCUUAAAGUCACUAUUUAAAGACCAGACAUUAUCCCUCAGGAUUUUCAGUUCGAGAAUAGAAUUCAUGGUUCCAUUAAUUAUGGCAAGUUGCCCCUAUUCCUGAAGAUGCAAAGCACCCUCAGACCAAAUGUCAAACUGUUUGUGUGUUGCUCUUUUUUGGAAAUGCCUUGUCAUUUUGAGCCAAAUAUAAAGGGAUGGUUCUAGAGAGGGAUGUUGCCCUUCUGGACCUGUUACUGCUGCAGCCCAAUCUUGGAUAAGCAGAAAACGAAGGAUCAAUAGAAACUUGUAAGUGGAAAAAUACUUUUUCAUGGCAAAGUAUGCAAGUUUUAUGCAUUAUAUUGACAUUUGUUCGUGUGCUAUAUUUCAGCAAAAAAACAAACAGCAGGCAUAACAUUAUGAUCACUGACAGGUAAUGUAAGUAUCAAUUCUUGUCACGGUGCAACGUGCCCUGACUUUCAGAUAGAUGUAACUUUUACGAGUAUCACCAGCCGAACAAUUUUGUCAGCCAGUCAAACUCCACUAUAUGGAUGCAGAACCUUAAUACAGAAGUAGCUUCUCCCAACUACAUCACCAACGGGACAGUAGUGUGCCCAACAGGGUUAGAAGCUAUAAUUUGCCUCAAAUAACAUGAUGAGUGAGAGGUGUUUAGCCAUUAUCUAAACUAUCCAGAUACAUAUCUGGUUCCAUCUUGAGGAAGCUAAAACACGCCAAUAAUCCCAACAUCCUAGUACUCACCCUAGGGCAGCCCCAGAUGUGCUUUGGACACCCGUUGAUUGCACAUAAUGUAAUGGUUAAUCGAGUAAACCCCUGCUCGAUAUGAAAGAGUAGAAAAGAGAGAAGAAAUGGCAGGGAAUUAGUGAAAGCCACAGGGGAGGGUGCAAGUGAAGAGCUAAAAGGGUCACGCUGAGAUGCCUGAUUGCUCCCCUGAGAGGUGGAUGAGAGGGUGGAGGGAAAGAGAAUCCAAGCAGAUGGAAAAGGGUGGAUGCUGUCAGAUGUGUUGUCCUUUAAGGUGGUGACUGCAUUGUUCCUUUUGUUAGGUAUUUCUAUAAAGCUUGGGUAAAGCCACGCUGACUCAUGAAAAAUUCACUUCAACUCAUGGGUCUUGCUCUCAUAUCUAUAACAUAAGUUUAAGUGUUGAUUUUUUUUAAAAUUUUAUAUAAAAAUAGGUUAUUAUAUUUACUGUUGCAUAUUUGCGGGAUUAUUAUUUAUGUACAUUUAUGCGCAUUUAUUGAUUGCGGGUUAACACAUUGAGCAACAGUAUUUAUUCCCACUUUCUUUUUUAUUCUUUUAUUACUAUAGGAACAGCGGGAAUUAUAUUAUUAUCUGCCUUUUAGCAGCAACAUUAACCCUUUUAUAAUUAUAAGCUCAUUGCUCUCUUUGGGUUCAUCCCAUGAUGUACUGUAAUUCUACUUUUGAAUGACCUAAAACUGAUUCAUUUGCUGAAUUUUCCUUUAUGCAGAGGCUUAGGUGAUCUGCAGUAUGUAUAUGUUUGUGUCUUAGAGGAGGGUGGUUACAGCAUGUGUGUUUCAGUGACUACAUUCUGGUAGCGACUGGACAGGGCAGGGCUCACAGGCCAGUGACAUCAUCCACGAAGAAGGAGAGACAGUCGUAAGCGCAUGAGCGGUCUAUCCUCAGGCAGUGAGAGGAAGCGGACCCACUCAGAUCAGGAGGAGGAGGGUAGCAGCAGCAGCAGCAUGAGAGCGGGACAGUUUCUGAGCGGCGGAGGUUCACACAGCGCUGAUUUGACUUUGACAAGGAUAUAGGACGUAGUCUGGGAAAUUUUCUCCUUUUGUUUUCUCCUCCUCUUCCAUUACUCCAUCCCUCUCCCUCCCUUUACCCUUCUCCCCUCCAUCCUCUCAAAGUUAUCCCCUCUCUCAGCUGCUGCUUCAGGCGGUUCCUCCGGGCAUGCUCCUUAAGCCAAAGUAUGACCGCUUUCGCAACGAGUCUGUAACCUCCUCUGACGACCUGAUGCAGAGCUUAGCCAUGAGCAGCAAAGUUGUGGCCACACCGGUGGUCUCCUCCUCCACACAGAGUCUCCCCCUGCCUCCUUUGCCUCCUCUAGAUCCCAGUGCCAGGUCCUCCUCUUCUGUCGGGGCUGCAGCCCUGGCAGACUCCCCAUGUCUGGAUGGGGAGCAGGAGGCCACCACAACCUUCUGCAUGCUCAUCCCCAAGAUGCCUCAAUGGAAGUUCUCCAACUCCUUGCUCAGCAGGAGCCCGUCCAGCUCUAGCUCUAGCAAGGACUCAAACAAGACAACUUCUUCCCAGUCCUCAACCUCCUCAUCUUCAAACAGGACCAGUGGGGCGAGCCAAGCCAGUGGUCCUGUGGCCAGCCUUGCAGCCGUACUAAAUUCCUGUGACCCUGUAUGUGUCACCCCCUGUUCCCUGCAGGCCAUCCGAGGGCAGCGAGCAGUAGCAACAUCUGCAACCUCUGGCAGUCCAGGAGGACAUGGAUUUGGGGUCACAGCAGAGGUCAUGGUGAGCCCUGGUGUCUCCAGCAGCUCCAGAUCAGGAAUGAGCCGCAGGACAAGGGUGGAAGGCAUAUGGCCGGGGGGAGAAGACCUCCACACGAAGGGCAGCUUCAUCCACAAACCCUCUCAAGGCUGGCUGCACCCUGACAAGAAAAUUGCAGGACAAGGAGCUUCUUACAUUGUUAGGUACAUGGGUUGCAUUGAGGUGCUGAAAUCAAUGCGCUCCCUGGACUUCAACACAAGGACUCAGGUGACAAGGGAAGCCAUCAACAGACUUUGUGAGGCUGUGCCUGGAGGAAAGGGGGCUUGGAGGAAAAAGGCCCCAAACAAAGCUCUGCAAUCAGUCAUGGGAAAGAGUAACCUGCGAUUUGCAGGUAUGAACAUUGCUGUCAACAUUUCUGUAGAUGGCCUUGGUCUGCUAUACCCUACUACACGGCAGGUGAUUGCACACCAUCCCAUGCAGUCCAUCUCAUUUGCCUCUGGAGGAGACACAGACACACCAGAUUAUGUUGCAUAUGUAGCCAAAGACCCAGUAAAUCAAAGAGCAUGUCACAUCCUGGAGUGUUCGGAUGGUUUAGCCCAGAGUGUCAUCAGUACGAUUGGCCAAGCAUUUGAGCUCCAGUUCAAACAGUAUCUGCACAGUCCUCCUAAAACCAUGUCAUCUGUGGAGAGGCCUGUCAGAACAGAGAAGCCGGCGUGGGGCGAGGAUGAAGAUGCUUCUGAGCACAAUUACUACAACAGCAUCCCUGGAAAGGAGCCUCCUGUUGGGGGAGUCGUGGACUCCAGGCUGAGGCACAGUGGGGCCCUCCUGGGUCACAUCCACACCCAACCACAGAACAUGACAGCAGCUCAGAUGUGCUCACAGGCCAGGAGGGAGCGGGGAUUUUACCCACCGGGUCAGCUCUGUUAUGAGCUACACUGGGACACUGAGACCACAUGUAGCUCAGAUGGUUACCUCUGUGCUGAUGGUCAGCCACCAGGCAGCAAGGACUACGAGGAGCACCAGUACGUAAACACACAGAGUCUGGAAAACCUGGAACCACUAACACAGGGAACAGAUGGACAUAGAGGGGCCAGGGCACAUGACAGCCCCAAAAAGGAUCUCUUUGAUAUGAGGCCCUUCGAGGAUGCCCUAAAGCUUCAUGAGGCAUGUGGAGGAGCUGUUGGCCCCAGUGCAGUAGGAAGUUCUGGUUCUCAAGCUGGAGGAGAGGGUGUGCGAAACUUAGAGGACCAGUGGCCCAGUCCACCGAGACGCAGAGCCCCUGUGGCCCCGAAUGAGGAGCAACUGCGCAGAGAGAUGUGGUACCACAGCCGCAUGAGCCGGCGAGACGCGGAGAAACUCCUGGUUCGAGAUGGCGAUUUUCUUGUCCGUGAGAGCACCACUAAUCCUGGGCAGUACGUGUUAACAGGAAUGCACUGUGGCCUGCCAAAACACCUGCUGCUAGUGGACCCAGAAGGGGUGGUCCGAACCAAAGACAUGUUGUUUGAGAGUAUAAGCCAUCUCAUAACGUACCACCUGAAGAAUGAACUGCCAAUUGUUGCAGCGGAAAGUGAGCUUCAUCUUAAACAAGCUGUGCGGAGGAAACAGUGAGCCUCAUGGGUUGAUGUGAGAUCUGAAUUCUUCUGUACCACGGAAACAUUGGGCCUAAAAACUUAAUGGAUGAUUUUUCAUCUUGAAAGAACACUUAUACUUUCUUGCCUUGGACAUACUUCCAAUGAAAGUUAAGAAUCAAGUCACGCUCGUCCUUUCCUCUGGCUGCCAGGCUAAACCCAGUCAUAAAGUCCUCAGCAUGCAGACAUUAAGAAAACCUGAAUCCAGAACUUCAGCACCACAUCAUUAAACCUCACAAACUAACGACAAAUGCUUUUAGUAAUCCACAACCACAUUGUUCUUUCUGCCAGUGAUAAACAUCACCAGAAGAAAAACUGAAAGUAAUUUUCUAGAACGGAUGUUACAUCAAGAGAUGUCAGCUUUCAAAUUGAGAAGCUAAUUUCUGUAAAGAUGCAGAAAGUGACUGAAUGUGAGUACGAGAAGCAAAUGAAGACAAGUCUCUCUUUUUUGGGAUGUAACGACUGUUGGUCUGCAGUAUCUGAGAAGGCACAAAGGAGAAACACUGAGCCCAGUUCAGUGAUGGGAGUACGAGUGGCACAUGCUUAUGUAUUUUCUCUUUUGCCACAGUAUAAACAAUACAUGAAGCUUUUCAAUAUUUUCAGCUCCAGUUGACCUUGUCUUGUUUGCUGUUUGUAAGGAGUUGAUCGCAGUACGAUGAGCUUGUACAAGCCUGUGACCACCUACUGAGCAGAUUUUACUCUGUGAUGAAUCCUACAUCCUGAGUCAAAGCUAAUGUCUUCAUUUCUAACUCAUUGUACAGGUGCAUCUCAAUAAAUAAGAAUAUCAUAAUAAUUUAAUUCUGUAAUACAAUUAAAAAGGAAAACUCGUAUAUCCUAUAGAUUCAUCACACACAGUAAUAUAUCCUAAGCAUUUAUUUCUGUUAAUUUUGAUGGUUAUGACUUACAGCCAAUGAAAACCAAAAAUAUGUUUCUAAGUAAAUUUGAAUAUCAACUCAGCAUAAUGAUUUUUAAUAAAUGAUUACAAUAGAUUAUGACCAUGCUUUGGCAUGUGCAAUGAUAGCUAAGACUGCUGACUUGACACUUGGCCAACAGACAGUCAUUGACAUUCUCCGCAAGAAGAAUAAGUCUCAAAAGGUAGUUGCUGAAGAAGCUGGCUGUUCACAGUGUCCUGGAGUCAAGCACAUUAUCAGAAAGUUGAGUUAAAGGGAAAAGUGUGGUGGAGAAAAGUGCACACAGAUGUAUCCGAUCAAGCUAUUCCUGAAGCAGAUUUAAUGUUGAUGUCAUCAUAACCUGGGCUAAAGGGAAAAGGGACUAAGCUGUUGGUCAGUGGUCCACAGUCCUCUUUUCAGUAGAAAGUAAAUUUUAUAUUUCAUUAGGAAAUGUACCUCCCAGACUCUGGGGGAAGAUUAAAGAGAAUACCAGUGUAAGGUUUUCAUAGUCAGUAAUGAUUUAGGGUGCCACUAUUUACUGGUGUUGGUCCACUGUGUUUUCUGAAGUCCCCAGUCAAUGCAGUCAUCUACCAGGACAUUUUAGACUCACUUUAUGCCUUCCUUUAUUUACAAGCUUUAUGGGGAUGGUAAUUUAAUUUUCCAACAGGACUUGGCACCUGUCCAAGCUGCCAAAAGCACCAAUACAUGGUUUAAUGACCAUGGUAACACGCCUUGAUUAGACAGACUACUGUCCUUACCUAAACCCCACAGAGCAUCUCUGAUCUCUGAUGUCAAUGUGGAAAGAACCCAGACCCAACAAUGGAGAUGAGUAAUGGCUGCUAUCUAAGCAAUCUGGGCUUUCUGAACAUCUCAGCCUAGUCAUUGGCAGAUUGCCUCCAUGCCACGCCACACUGAUGCAGUAAUUCAUAGAAAGGGAGCCCCAGUCAAGUUCAAGUGCAUAUACUGUACAGUACAUGAAUGUACUUUUCAGCAGGUCCGCAUUUCUGUAUUAAAAUUCUUGUUUUAUUUGGUUUUAUGUAAUAUUCAAAUUUUCUGAGAAACAUAAUUUUGGGUUUCCAUUAUCUAUAAGCCUUUGCAAUGAACAUUAACAUAAUUUAAAAGUUCAGAUACAUCACUCUGGGUUUGAUGAAUCUGUAUAUGAGAUUAACUUUUUGAACUGAAUUACUGCAAUGAUUGAAAACUUCUUUUAUAUUACCAUUUGUUGAAAGGUACCUGCACACGUGUUUUUCCCUAGUGCCUUAAUAACUACACUAGCAGGCCUUUGUCUCAGAGUGCAUAUAAUAUGCAGUUAUGCACUCAUUGCAAAAGACUACAUUUUCUUGCCAUGCCAAUGAAAAGACAGACAAAGUUCAGGAUAAUUAAGCUCUUAUAUUUGUAAACAGUGAGGUAAGCUGCUCCAGUUUUCUGUUAGGUAACCACAGUCUUUCAGCUGUCUCUUAUUAUUAAUCUGUUUUGUAAGACCCUCAGAAAAGAUGUUUCCUUUUGUCUGUCACCGGUUGAUCUCCUUUGCAGUAAUUGACCGUAAAAUAAGGAUAUGUAUGAACUAUCCCUCCUUUUGUCCCUGCUCAAUUCAUUACUUUGAUGACCAUGUUUAUGUCUACAGCUCUGUAUUUACACUAUACCGGUUUGUAUUGUUGCUUCAGGUGCACCAGGAAGUGGCUCACCAUGUUUUUGUCACUGUAGUACUUUUUUAUUAUUUUUAGUUUUUACCCUGUCUUUGCAUCAGUCUCUUCUACGAACAGAUAAAUGAGGCCAACCACAAAGAUUUGUCAAGGUCAGAAUGUGAAUUUGUAAUUUUUUUAAAGGAUUUUUUCCCCCUUUGUGUUCUCAGGAAUUUUUCCUAUUUCUUUCUUCAUUAUUAUGUUUAGUCAAUAAAAUAAAUUGCAAAAAGG